AUGAUGUCCAGACAGCUCACCUUCCGCAGGUUCGCCUCACACUACGCCCCAUCCAAGUACUUGAAAGACUUGGCCUACAAACCUAACAAGCAAUUGGGCGACCAAUUCAUCCAACAAUACGAAACCAAGGUCCACCACUCGGCCAAAAUCACCGACACUUGGAAAAGGUUGACUUACUUGGUGGCAUUGCCCGCUAUUUUGUUGACGGCUAUCCCUGUGGGUAAAGUCGAAUUGGACCAUGCUCAUCAUCGUGAACACACUAGACAUUUGAGCGAUGAGGAGUGGCCUCAACAGUAUGAUUAUCAGAAUAUUAGAUCGAAGCCCUUCUUUUGGGGUGAUGGAGACAAGACCCUUUUCUGGAACAGUGAUGUGAACAGACAUGUUCAGAAUUAA
Molecule: messenger RNA, 393 nt
Organism: Lodderomyces theae
Lineage: Eukaryota; Fungi; Ascomycota; Pichiomycetes; Serinales; Debaryomycetaceae
Gene: COX13
Product: cytochrome c oxidase subunit VIa
Exons: 1
Coding region: 1-393 (130 amino acids)
Biological process (GO): mitochondrial electron transport, cytochrome c to oxygen
Cellular component (GO): mitochondrial inner membrane
Molecular function (GO): enzyme regulator activity
Source: RefSeq, a predicted model, not a curated record